This is a messenger RNA of Leucoraja erinaceus (little skate), 801 nucleotides long. RefSeq names its product serine protease HTRA2, mitochondrial-like. Gene Ontology annotation, biological process: proteolysis; programmed cell death; positive regulation of apoptotic process. The record is from RefSeq and is a predicted model, not a curated record. Gene Ontology annotation, cellular component: mitochondrion. Lineage: Eukaryota; Metazoa; Chordata; Chondrichthyes; Rajiformes; Rajidae. Gene Ontology annotation, molecular function: serine-type endopeptidase activity.
AUGGCGGCGCCCAUGGGUCGCGGCCUGUGGCGACUGCGGGCCCGAGUGAGGGCGGAUUCACACUCACGCCCCGGGGCCUGGGCGCUGGGCCUCGGCCUGGGGAUGGGGCUGGGACUGGGGGCGGCGGCGCUGAUGUUCGGGGCCCGGAGCCGCCGCCCCCGCGGGGAGGGAGAGGGGGAGGAGGAGAAGCCGGGACCGGGACUAGGCCGCAGGCUCCAUCUCCCCCGGCUCCUCGCGGCGCGUCCGCACACCCCCGGGCCCGCUCCCGGCCCCGGGCCCCUGCACGCGCACAGCCCCCGCCUCAAGUACAACUUCAUCGCCGACGUGGUGGAGAAAACGGCGCCCGCCGUGGUUUACAUCGAGAUCCUGGGGAGGCACCCGUUGAGUGGGCGUGAGGUGGCCAUCUCUAAUGGUUCGGGCUUUGCCGUGUCGGCGGACGGGCUGAUCGUCACCAACGCCCACGUGGUGGCCAACCGGCGGCGGGUGCGGGUCAAGCUGCCCAAUGGAGAGGCUUACUGGGCCCGAGUGCUGGCCACAGACCCAAUGGUGGACAUCGCCACUCUCCGCAUCACCCCCAAGGAGCCUCUGUCCACGCUGGCCGCUGGGGCACGAGCUGCGAACACACGCCUCUGCGUCAGGGCGAGUUUUGUGGUGGCGUUGGGGAGUCCCGUUCUCGCAUGCCAGAACACCAUCACGUCCGGCAUCGUCAGCUCCGUGCAGCGGGCCAGCCACGAGCUGGGUCUGGGCCACACGACAUGCAGUACAUACAGACACCUGUAUCUCGUGUCCCUGCCUCUAUAG